UUGGAAAACUUGGUAAAGAUAUCAAGAAAAAUGAGCGAGGAGCACGAAGAAAACCAAGUGGAAAGAAUGCUGGGUAAUUCAAAUAACCAAUUAUCCUUGGAUAGAAUGGUUAAUUUGGAUAUCCGAAAGCCAGUUAAUGGAAGUGGUUAUGGGGUUUUACUUCCAAAAGAGAACGAAGAAAUAAAAUGCCCCAUUUCCUAUUAUACCAAGUAA
Cokeromyces recurvatus is the source of this 213-nucleotide messenger RNA. RefSeq lists its product as uncharacterized. The annotation marks the transcript as partial. The record is from RefSeq and is a predicted model, not a curated record. The transcript has a single exon. NCBI's taxonomy places the organism in Eukaryota, Fungi, Mucoromycota, Mucoromycetes, Mucorales, Mucoraceae.